Iphiclides podalirius (scarce swallowtail) is the source of this 267-nucleotide messenger RNA. Lineage: Eukaryota; Metazoa; Arthropoda; Insecta; Lepidoptera; Papilionidae. The record is from the annotation of a GenBank genome assembly.
AUGUUAUCGAUAAAGCACAACACGCGCACUGACAGUUCGGACAAACAAUCACUGGACAAGUUUCAAGCCGGUCCCGUAGAGUACGUUGAAUCGAGACGCGCCAUGAGUACGAUUCAUAUGCACUGGAAGAGUCUAAGGUGUGUUAUGGUGCGUUUCGAGAAUAACAAUAACGGAGCGUCCGCGGUCGCGACACAAAACGAGACCGCUUCCCUCGACGUCGGGCACAGACUGAGCGCCGAGGACGCCGCCGACCGUAUGGCGACUGGU